CGUUCUACGGAAAACCAGCCCGGAAUGGGUGAUUUAUCAAGAGGUUUACGAAACGAAUAAGAUAUAACAUGCGAGGCGUCACGGCGAUCGAGUGGCUGCCGAAAUUCGCGUCCACGUUGUGCCGUCUCGUCGCGCGCCAUUGGCUGAUCCAUCGCCAAGGUACAAUCAAAGAACCGGAAAGCUCAUUUGCCGUGUGUCCAGUACUUCCGGAAAAGCUGGAUGGCCACUACCACCGAUGGACAUCGAGCACCCGUUGACAGUGAACGAUGUCAAGUGGUUCGCGUAUUUCUUCCUGGAGGGUCAAGUGUGCUCUAAGCUGAAACGAUUUGUCCCGUCGCUGCUGACGACAUCUGGUAGCAUCAUCAAGUCGUGGGUCAAACUGAUACCACGCAAGCGUCAAGCGAUAGUACAAACGCUACGGUCGCAGGGAGUCGUGUCCAAGGACAGACUGGUAGAAAUCUGGGAUUCGGACAAGAAAUUUCUGCUGCCAGAAGUGGCUGCCGGAAUCCACGCCAAAAAGAAAAUGGAAAAGUAUGUUUCAAAGGCCAUCAUCAUCAUAUGCUAUCAUCAUAAAACUAUCUGA
This is a messenger RNA of Wasmannia auropunctata (little fire ant), 583 nucleotides long. RefSeq names its product probable ATP-dependent RNA helicase kurz. The transcript has 4 exons. The record is from RefSeq and is a predicted model, not a curated record. The coding region runs from base 236 to 583 and encodes 115 amino acids. Lineage: Eukaryota; Metazoa; Arthropoda; Insecta; Hymenoptera; Formicidae.